AUGAUAUUAAAUUAAAAUAAAGAAGAAGACGUAGAAGUAUUGACAAUUUGUGAUGCUUUUGAAUAAAACUCAGUAUAGAUUGUUAGUGAUAUGGUAUUUGAUCUAAUAGACACUGACAAAGAUGGAGAAAUUUCAAAAUAAGAAUGGAAAGUUGCCCCAUAUGAUUUAGAAGGUUAAAAAAUUGAAUAUGAAUAAUAAUUUGAUGUUAUUGAUAGCAACAAGAACGGAAGUAUUGAAAAAGAUGAAUUCUUAUAAAUAAUGAAGAUAGUUUAAAAAUAGUAAUGUGAAAAUUGA
Molecule: messenger RNA, 294 nt
Organism: Ichthyophthirius multifiliis
Lineage: Eukaryota; Ciliophora; Oligohymenophorea; Hymenostomatida
Exons: 1
Molecular function (GO): calcium ion binding
Source: RefSeq, a predicted model, not a curated record